Messenger RNA from Racocetra fulgida, 187 nucleotides. The record is from the annotation of a GenBank genome assembly. Lineage: Eukaryota; Fungi; Glomeromycota; Glomeromycetes; Diversisporales; Gigasporaceae.
AUGAUGAAUCCAGAGAAUAUACAAGUAGUCUUGACCGAUGAUAUUUACUAUUUAUUAGUCGAUUAUUACAAUAAUUAUUAUAAAUCAACUUUUGUUCCUAUUAGCGAACUCGAACUAUCAACAACUGUUCAUCCACUUAUAAAUCAAUUUGGACGUAUUCGGAUUGGAUCAGAAAUAUUCAGAUCAA